AUGCCUGCCGAAAAGAUCCCCCGCCGCUCGACCCUUCUCGCCCGUUACACCUCGCUCAUCGAUAAAGACCUGCCCCGAGCGGCUACGAGCAGGUCGGACGCUCAACCUCGAUGGCCCGUCCACCUGAACCACUGUUUCGGCCGGAUCAUACUCGACCAUAUCUGUGCAAGACCUUGGAAGGAGGUCAUUGAGCCACCCGCGGUGAGGAACAUGACACCGGGUCAGCUUGAGCAGGCGGUUCAAGUCGGGGAGGGGAUCUUGAGUGGAAAGGUGGACCUGGAGAGGCUCAAUCGGGAGAGUCUACAAAUGAGGGCGAAGAGCAGGACUGGACACGAACGCAAGAGCAAAGUAGACGAGAGGAUGAAGCACGCCAUACAUGUUGGAUCCGAAAGCCCCACCCGUUCCCAUCCCGCAACCUCUAUCGGUACGGCGACAACGGAAAUUCAAGAGGCGGACCGACUCCCGCUGGACCCCGACCAAGUACAAGGCCGGCCUUCUCCUCGCGAAACUCGAAAGACCAUACGGGAUUACUUCUGUAGAAAGUAG
Molecule: messenger RNA, 546 nt
Organism: Filobasidium floriforme
Lineage: Eukaryota; Fungi; Basidiomycota; Tremellomycetes; Filobasidiales; Filobasidiaceae
Exons: 1
Coding region: 1-546 (181 amino acids)
Source: RefSeq, a predicted model, not a curated record